Molecule: messenger RNA, 5865 nt
Organism: Leishmania major strain Friedlin
Lineage: Eukaryota; Euglenozoa; Kinetoplastea; Trypanosomatida; Trypanosomatidae
Product: putative protein kinase
Exons: 1
Coding region: 1-5865 (1954 amino acids)
Biological process (GO): protein phosphorylation
Molecular function (GO): protein binding; ATP binding; protein kinase activity
Source: RefSeq, a predicted model, not a curated record
AUGCCCUCGACGGCCGCGACGCAGAUCGUCAGCCGCGGUGGCUCCCCCACGCCGCCACUUACCACCGACGUCGACAUCCGCGGUCCGUUCCUGCUCUACGGCCCAUCGGGUCGCCUGCUGAGUCGCUACGAACCCUCCGACCUCUGGGGGUUGCUCAUUUCUGAGCACACAACGCUGAAGUGCACGUAUGCCCAGACGACAGUGCGGGUGGGCCGGGCUGGCGGGUGCGAUACCGUCUUGAGCGACCCGCGGGUGAGCAGCACGCACUUCACCAUCUCGCUAGAGCUGGAACCUUAUGGAAACAGCGAUCAUAGAAACCACCGGCGUGGCGGCGGCGACCAUGAGACACCUUGGCUGCUGCGUCGCUCACCAAAAGGCAGCCCUGCCCAUACUCGAGGCAUACACGCAGACGCGAACGACGAUGUCGCCUCUGGCGCGGACGUCCCGGGAAGCGCCGUCCCCGGUGGCUUGGCAUCAUCGUCGUCUCUGUCCAGUCCCGCCGCUGCCGGGAAGGGCCUGAACAAGGACGGCCGAUCCGAUGCAAGAGCCCUUUCUGGGACGACGCUGCCUGGUUGGCGAGUGAGUCGUGUAUCGCUCACCGACUGCAGCGCUAACGGCACCUAUGUCAACGGCGUGCUCGUCGGUCGCGGGAAGUGCUGUGAUCUGCACUACGGCGACGACAUCAGUAUUGUGCGGGUGCCGGAAAAGAAGCGUCCGCGUCGCGGCUCCGCCACACCGACAGACCUGUCCAGCGAGGAGGACGAAACACAACAGGAGUCGGAGAAGGAAGUUGCGUGCUUUUCCCAGGGCGAACGUGGUGCAAAGCUGCCGCGCGGAACCGCGGCAGCGCCGUUAUCUUCCGCCCAGCACGUCGCUCCAUCGUCGCUGGACGCGCUCGCCGGCGGUGGCGCUGCACGCAUGGGAACUGAGGCGAACGAAGAAGGCAACUCGCCAAGCGGCGACGACCUCCGCGUAACGCAGAUGUUCACAGCGCUCCUCUCCACGCUCUCGACGGAGCACACGUAUGUGGAGCGCUUUUGCUUCCACCUUUACCAUGCCGAGGAGGUUGGGCGAGGCGGCGUGCCCAUCAUCGAGCCCGACACGGUUGUCGCCUCUCAGAGGGCGGCGGCGGGGGAAGUGGAAGCAGAAGCGGAAAGACAAGGGGAGGACGACAAGGAGCAGAACAAGUAUGACGAUGUGCUGCGGCAGCCGCAACCCGAGCUGAAGCACAACUUGUCGCAACACAAGUCGGUGCGCUUCCCUCAUGACCCAGUUAUGGUUUUCGACCCGCCACCCGAAAACGCCGACGGCGACGCCGUGGAUUCACCGCCAGCCUCGCUCUCUACACUUCAGCAUCGUGACCGACACGCCUCCCUGUCCACGUCUCCGAUUUCUCCUUGUGCCCCGGUACCGGAUGACACCGCCGCCAGCGCUGCCUUCGCUCCGCAGAGCAGCGCGCUCUCGCGCGCCUCCAGCGCGAACUCGUUGAGGACACUCUCUGCAGUAGUUACCCCGCACUCCCUUCUCCGGCCACGUCCGUCCAUCCAGGAGAGCUUCAUCGCCCCGAUCAACCCUCCCGACACCGAGGAAUCGACGGCGCCGUCGAAUGGAGCCGUGCAUGGCUCCGCCAUGGCCUCCACCCCGGCAAUUCGCUUUCACGAGAGCAUCGGCAUUAGCCCUGCGCUGCAGCGUGAGGCGGCUGCGCAGCGCGCGCUUGCCGCACGCCGCGGGAGCAGUACCGCGAGCAAUCAGACUAGCGGCAGCCUCGGUACCGUUGGGGCAAUUACGAAAGACAUGCCACCGGAUAUUCCCAUCCGCUAUGCAGUACUGCCACUGCGCCACCUGCAGUGGGGUGGCCGCAUCGGCUUCGGCGCGAGCGGGGAUGUAUUCAUGGGUAUCGACGUGUCGACAGCGACCGUGGUCGCCAUCAAAGUGCUGAAAGGCAGCUCACUUUUUCAGUCCUCGCAGCCUGCCGACACGGCGGUGGCUAAAGCACACAGCAAAACCACCUCAGGAAGGCCAGCAGUGCCGUCUGUGCAGGACGACGGUACGAUCCUCAACUUGUCAAACAUCAGCCUGGGAAACGGCGCAGUCGCGGAUCCCCGCGCAGCGUCAGAAGGCUGGACCUGUGCUUCUCACGCCUUGGCCUCCCCCAUGACGCUGUCGUCGCACUGUGCCACCUCACUGCAGGUGAACCACGCAAACGAGGAGUCGAUACAGAUUAGCGAGGCCUCCACCCCGCUGACGCCGGCAUCCGCAGUGACUUCGUCAUCAGCCUCCGCGCACGGGAACACCUCCGCAGCGCUGGUAAACAUGUCGUCUACCCCUCAUUGCCACACGCAGGUUCAGCAGCAGCAGCCACCUCGGCCGCAGUCGCAAGACGAGCACUCUGCCUCACCACUUCUCCGCAAGCACUUGCGAGAGAUUAUCUUUCUGACGACGCUGCAGCACCGCCGCAUCGUGCGCUUCCUCGGCUUCCAGUUCAGCGGCGAGGGUCGUCUGUGUCUUCUCAUGGAGUACGUGGCGGGUGGGACCUUGCAGACGCUGGUCAAGAACUUCGGCGUGUUUGAGGAGAACGUGAUUCGCCUGUACACGCUGCAGAUCCUAGAAGGUUUGGAGUACCUGAAGCGCAAGGGUGUUGUACACGGUGACUUAAAGAGCGCGAACAUCCUCGUGUCGGAGCAGAGCAGCGUGAAGCUGACCGACUUUGGCACGAGUCGCUUCUUGCGCGUGUGUGCAGCAGAGGAAAAGGGAGCCGGGGAAGCGGCUGGGGCAGACGAUGAGCGGCCGGGAGCUGAAGUACGUCGCGCUCGUCGCCGGGGUGAGUCUCGCGAGAUCCGCCACGCGCCUGCAGAUCGAGCGCACAAGCGCUAUCAUCACGCCAGCUCUCCUGGCGCCGAUGCCGCGGUGGAAGAAGAUAGCAGAGGAGAGGACAUCGGCGUCGGCAACGCUGAAGGGUGCGGGGACUGCUGUCGCGGCGGCAGCGACGAGGACGCAUACUCGGAUGACAUCCACAGCGCCGAGGGCACCUUCGAGGAGGACGAGGAGAGAGAGGACCUCAACGAGGACGUCGGUCCGGAGCGUCGCUUGCUCUGCGGCACGCCUCUCUACAUGAGUCCCGAGCUCAUCCGCACACAAGAGCCGACCUUCGCCUCCGAUAUGUGGGCCCUAGGAUGUGUGGUGUACGAGAUGGCGACCGGUGGCGUUUUACCGUGGCGGCCGGUGCACAACCUGAGUGCGCCGGCAGUUAUUUGGUACAUUGGGCAGCGAGGCGAAGAGGGCGACGGACCCUCCAUGGAUGACGUUUACACGGAGCGAGACCGUCUGAACCGCGCCAGUACCGACCCGUCGCUUCAUGAGUCAGUGGAUGACUCGUACGACGAAGGCGGAGGGCGCCGCGGCCACAGCAGCAGAGGCGGCAGCGGGGGUCGCUGGGAUCGCACUCCAUCCCCUAUGCUGUUGGACCUCCUGCAGUCUACGUUGAACAUGAACCCAGCACUGCGCCCCACCCCAGUGGAGCUGCUUCAGCAUCCCUUUAUCCGCAAUGAAACCUCUAAUGCGGCGCUCGAACGCUGGCACGCCUUGGUGGCAGCGAACCGUCGUCCCGCACCCCACGCGCUGAAGCAGCACGGCGAGAAAGGCGAGGAGUUGAUGUCACAUCUCAAGCUGAAGGCUGAGCCUGUCGCGGAUACCAAGAGUACGCUGAGGUCGGUGCGUGGCAGCGCAGGCAGCGCUUCAAGAGACGGCUCACGGCACGUUCGCGCCUCGCUCUCCCCCGCACGCACGUCACCCUCGCCACAGGCGAUUCACGUGGAAGAGCUGAACGACAACGCCCCCGCCAAGCUAGGCGGCGAGAAUUCACCGGGCACGGGAUCGAAGCCGCAGCAUCCUUCGCUGCACCCCCCGCCCCCGCUAGGAGAGCCAAUGACGUCACCGUCGAUGAACCUUCUGGGAGACCCCUGGGAAGAUGUGAAGCCGUCUUCCGUGUUGCCGCUUCCGCCACCGGCCAGCCAGCCGAAGCCGCAGGUGCCGAAGGCGCAUGCAGUGCAGGUCCCCUCGGUGCUUGGUGCAGGCAACCCCGACUCGCAGCCGCUCAUCUACGAGCCCCCGCGGCGGCCAGACAUACGUGGGCGUCGCAUGGAUGCGCCGCAGUCCGUGAUAGGUCGGACCGCCGCAGCCGUAGAAUGCUUCCCCAGCGCGCCGUACGGUGCGGCGUCCCUGCCGUGGUGGACCCCGCAGAGCUUCUCGGCGCCGACCAAGCUGCCCGUUUCUCGAUCUCGCCCCUCCACCGCGGCUGUUGUGGGUAUGCGACAGGCUGAACAGCAGGCGCCGUACACCAUGCCAGUGGCGCAGCAAAACGCGAGCAAGUCGUACCUGCGUCAGCAUCAGCUGUUCCUCAAGCAAAACGAGCUCGAGCGUCGUCGACUCUCGUUUUUAGUGCCGCAAGGCGGACGGCAAAUGCGCGGUCGCCACCGCACCGAGGGGCCGUCGAUACUACAGCAGCAGCAGCUGCUGCUGCCCGUGCCCAUGGCUCCCACUCCGGCGGCGGCUGGGAGAAUGCCCAUGUGCCCGCCUAGCUAUCAGUACGCGAUGCGGCAGCCCGUGCUGGAAUACACGCCUGGCUACAGCGACUACAAUCCCCAGGUGAACACGCAGACAGUGGAAAUGUGUCUGCCGCCGGGCUUCACAAGUCAGUCGCCCUCCGCCCCACACCAGCAGGGCAGACGGCAGAGUGGGAGCAGCGGCAGCAACAGGGUGGUGACGGGUGCGCAGCUGCAGAGCGUCGCCUCCAGCCAGCAGCCGCUGUCGCAGCAGCUGCGAGGAAACAAGCCGAAGCACAGCAGCCGGAGAGAACGCGCGCAAAACGCGCCGAUUACUGCGGCGGCGUCCAACGUCUCGCCUUCACUGCACCCCAAUACCCGCAGCCCCGUCAUAUCAAUGAGUCCCAGCCAUGUCAGGGGCCCUGCAGCGGCUGCCUCCACACACGCGAGCAGUGGCCCUGUACUCCCACACGCGUCACAGCAAUUUGCGCCGCCGCCGCCGCCGCAGCAGCAGCAGCAACUGUCCCUGCAGCCCCUGCACCCCGUUGUAGGGGGCUUGAUGAUGGAGCUGGACAACCUUACGAUAUCGUCCCCACUAUUGUCGAGCUUUGCUGCGUCGAUAGCACCCUUACCGGUGCAGGACCACAGAUACGUACUCAGCUACAGCAGUGCACCCAUGCCGGUGGAUCAGCCGGUCUCAAAAUCGCAACAAGCCCAGUGCCAAGGGCCCGUUCUUCCCCUUCCUUCGCAUCCGCACCACCGCCACACCGCACACGCGCAGUCGACGACGACAAGCAGCUUCGGUCCCGGCAGCGGAGAGGGUGGCGGCGCCGUCCAGCAGGCUUCGCCAGCCAAUACCGCUGAAGUGGAGGGAGCUGGAAACAGCGCUGCCCAACGGAACGCUCGACGUGGGAGGCAAGGUCACCGGAGCGCGUUCUCCUCUUCCAGUCUGCUUCUCCGGCAGAACCGCCUCCGAAACCCACGGCGCGCUUCUCCGCUACUGAGGCAGCAGCUACACCAGAUGACCUUGGCGCGUACUCGCACGUGUGUGGUGGAGCACAGCAACAGACAGGAGCAACAGCGAAUUCCGCCUUUGAACGAAGAAGUGCCAGCCGCACAACAGCAGGAAGAGCCGCGCAGCACGAAGCGACCGUGCGCGGCAAGGCCGAGUGGGCGGAGCUCGUCUACUCACACGGCGGGAAAGAAGCGGCGCAUUCGCACAUCGCUGCGUGUGUCCACCAGAGAGGCGAUUCGGCGUCGGCAACAGCGACGUUCGCAGAAGCAGCGAGAUCAGUCUCCAGAGGCCAACGCAAAACAGCAGUGA